GGGACCUCCGGCAGAUUUGUUCAUAUAUAAUGUAAAUGAGACUUACGAUGUACAAAUGAAAACGAAGACAAUAUAUAUGGGCCGGAGUGCUCUGUGGAGUUCAGCUAUACGCCCCCGUCCUUCAUCUAAACCUCCAUAAUGCAUUACCCACUGAACGCAAGACUUGCGGAGGCAAUGGUCUGUAGAAGGCACGUUCACGUGCGGUGGAACUCCGGGGACCAAUAACUGCGCAACUCCAGAGUUAUUGAAGCGUGAAAGGUGGUCCAGCUGCGCAUGGCAUAGAGAACAUGACCUAAACAUGGAUACCCACGCGUGUGACGGAGGGCCAAGAUCCGCGGCGGAAUAUUAAAUGAAAUAUUGGGCUACGGCAACGGCACAGACUGGCUGAGGGACUACAGCGACAUCCAAUCGAAGUUCUCCCUGCGCACCUGUGACGGUCCGGAUGAGGACCUGUGCUACCUGGUACCUGGUCACCCGCACACCGCCCACGAGUGCCAGUUCCACGCCCACGCACAGACCUUCAUGAUAAUUCACGGCUGGACGGUAACGGGGAUGUUUGAGAGCUGGGUGUCCAUGCUGGUGCAGGCUCUGUACGAGCGGGAGCCCCACGCUAACGUGCUGGUGGUGGACUGGCUGGACCGAGCCCGUCAGCACUACCCCACCUCCGCCGCCAACACCAAGCUGGCGGGCCGCGACGUCGCCAAGUUCAUCAACUGGAUGGAGGUGGAGCUACAGUACCCCCUGGAGAUGGUGCACCUGCUGGGGUACAGUCUGGGGGCCCACGUGGCCGGCAUCGCUGGAGAUCUCUCCAAAAACAAGGUCUACAGGAUCACAGGUCUGGACCCUGCUGGCCCGGGGUUCGAGCAUGCUGACGCGCAGAGCUCCCUCUCCCCGGAUGAUGCCGAAUUUGUGGACGUCCUGCACACGAACACGAGGGGGUCCCCCGGGCGCAGCAUCGGGAUCCAGCGGCCCGUGGGGCACGUGGACAUCUACCCCAACGGCGGGACGUCCCAGCCCGGCUGCGAUCUACAAAGCGCCAUGCUGAAGAUCGCCAUGUCCGGCAUCCAGAAUAUGAAUCAGUUAAUGAAGUGUUCCCAUGAGCGCUCAGUGCUCCUGUUUGUCGACUCGCUGCUGAACUCUGAGCAGCAGAGCACGGCGUUCCUCUGCAGCUCCAGGGAGACCUUCAGCCGCGGCCUGUGUCUCAGCUGCCGUGGCAACCGCUGCGCCAAGCUGGGCUACGGCGCCCGGCCGGUCCGCGCCCGCCGGAGCCUCACCAUGUACCUGCACACCCGCGGGGUCAUGCCCUACAAAGUUUUUCACUUCCAGGUGAAAGUACAUUUCUUCAGCCAGGACAAUGUGACCUUCAGGGACCAGCCACUGAAGGUGUCUCUCUUCGGGACUCUGGGAGAGAAGGAAGACAUUAGCCUCAUCCUGCCCACCAUGCAGGGGAACAGCACUGCGUCCUUCCUGGUGACGUCGGACGUGGAGGUGGGGGAGCUGCUGCGGGUGGAGCUGCAGUGGGUGAAGGACUACGUCUUCAAGUUCUGGGAGCACCCCGGGCUGAGCCCAUUCUACGCCCGCAGGCUACGCGUCAAAGCUGGGGAGACACAGGCCAGGGUGGUGUUCGGGGCCAAAGAUGGGGAGUUUGUCUUCCUCUCCAGAGGAGGGGGCUACGUCACCUUCAUCAGAUCCAAAGAGGACCCAGCCAGCCUGAAACAGGAGAGGCUGCACAGGCUGAAGAUGAUUGGCAGCUCGUUCAAGCAGAGCGCAGAGUAAUUCUGGCCCCGCCCCGGAUCCUGGGAAUCAGAAACGGAGAGUGCUCAUUGGCUGAGACCCGGUUACCGU
Messenger RNA from Anguilla anguilla (European eel), 1845 nucleotides. RefSeq names its product lipoprotein lipase-like. The coding region runs from base 523 to 1776 and encodes 417 amino acids. The record is from RefSeq and is a predicted model, not a curated record. NCBI's taxonomy places the organism in Eukaryota, Metazoa, Chordata, Actinopteri, Anguilliformes, Anguillidae. The transcript has 10 exons. Gene Ontology annotation, molecular function: lipoprotein lipase activity; apolipoprotein binding. Gene Ontology annotation, biological process: lipid metabolic process.